Molecule: messenger RNA, 1978 nt
Organism: Prunus avium (sweet cherry)
Lineage: Eukaryota; Viridiplantae; Streptophyta; Magnoliopsida; Rosales; Rosaceae
Gene: BAG1
Product: BCL-2-associated athanogene 1
Biological process (GO): protein stabilization
Cellular component (GO): cytoplasm
Molecular function (GO): adenyl-nucleotide exchange factor activity; protein-folding chaperone binding
Source: RefSeq, a predicted model, not a curated record
CAACUGCUCGGUUAGCUAGCUGGCUGGCCACUUGUUUUUUAUACUCUUCUUUUUUUUUUUUCCUCUUCCUUCUCUUCUUCCUCGAGUUCUCCAGAACCAGAGAAAAGAGAGAGAGAGAGAGAGAGAGAGGACUUGUAACUUCUUUGAUUCUGAUUUCACAUUGAUUUUUCCGGCACCUACUUUGGGAAGAUCUCAGGCUUGAGCUUGUUGGGUUUUUGUUUUCUUGGCAGUAUUUUUCCUUGAAAAUUUCUGUCAGCUCUUUGACUUGAAUACUGCAUUUGGCUGAAAGAGAUCUAUAAUCUGAGGCCUGGUAGGUUCUGUCGUCUGUGCUUUCUGGGUUGCAGCCGUUUCAGUAUUUUUGUACUUUUUUCUUCAAGUACAAGGCUUUAACUUUGCAGGUGAAUGGGUUGGGUCUGUUUCUUCUGCCAGACGCCAUUGAUUCUUGUGUAAAGCAAAUCAAAGUUAUGGUUUUUCUCUCCACAUGCUCUGUUUACGCGUGGCGGUUGGUGUGAUGCUGGGGUCAGAAUCAGAGAGUUCUAAAGCAGGGUCUGGUCUAGCAAGCUUUUCUCUCAAUUGGGUAUCUAUAAUUUUUGACGCAGAUCGACAGGAAGAAAAAAUCUGAGAGAUCUCUCCAAGAAUUACAGAGUAAAAGAUGAUGAGAAUGAAGACGAAGGCAACAGGGGUGGCACUGUCAGAGUUGAAUGGAAGUUCUGGCAGUGGCGGAAAUGCGUCGGGGCCAGCCGAGUGGGAGCUUAGACCAGGAGGAAUGUUGGUUCAGAAGCGAAAUCCAGACUCUGAUUGCAACAUUGCCCCUCCACCGACAAUUAGAGUUAGGGUCAAAUAUGGGUCCAUUUACCAUGAAAUCAAUAUUAGCGCUCAAUCUUCCUUUGGGGACUUGAAGAAAAUGUUGGCUGGACCGACGGGUUUGCAUCAUCAAGAUCAGAAGCUGAUAUACAAAGACAAGGAGAGGGACUCAAAGGCUUUUCUUGACAUGUCAGGGGUGAAGGACCGAUCGAAGAUGGUGUUAGUUGAGGACCCAAUUAGCCAAGAAAAGCGAUAUCUCGAGAUGCGACGAAAUGCGAAGAUGGAGAAGGCUUCAAAGUCCAUCUCUGAAAUCAGCUUGGAAGUAGAUAGGCUCGCUGGCCAGGUGUCGGCUCUUGAAUCAAUAAUCACCAAAGGUAAAAAAGUUGCAGAACAAGAUGUGCUUACUCUGAUUGAGCAACUGAUGAACCAAUUGCUUAAACUAGACGGAAUCAUGGGCGAUGGAGAUGUGAAAUUGCAGAGGAAAAUGCAGGUGAGGAGAGUGCAGAAGUGUGUUGAAACUCUGGAUAUAUUGAAAGCUAAAAACUCCAUGCCUAGCAGCAAUGGAGGUCAGACUCCAAAGCAAGUUCAGCAGAAGCAUUCUAAUGGGCAUAGACAUGGAGCAAUCCAUCAACAGCCUCAAAGUCAUUACAAUGGAAAUGGGCAUUUGCUAACACCAAUUCAAGAGCAUCAACCAAGGCAUUCAGUUGGAUAUUCACCUUUACAUCAUCAGCAAGGGCAACAACCAUCAAGGCAUUCAGCUUCAGGGCCAGUAGUUGUCACCACACAGUGGGAGACAUUCGAUUCUGCCCCGGCAUUGAUCCCAACCUCUUCGACAGCCAAAUCGGCCUCAGCCACCAAUCAUUCUGGCUAUCCUAAGUUUAAUUGGGAAUCGUUCGAGUAAGCCGGCCGCCACGUAUUGUUUGUGUGUGUGGAUGUGUUUUGAUAUUGUCUCUCCAAUGUGCUUGCUGUCUCUUCUACAUUCUUUUCUGUACUUAGAUGAAAAUGUUUCCAACCCUUUUAAUCUGUCAUUCAGUUCACCAGAAAUAAAUGGGGUUUACUACAAUAGGGAUUUAUUAUCAAUAUGUUCCUUCUUGAGUUCUGUUGUCCUUUGAAUUCAUUUUCCAUUUCUGUGGUUGUGUGUUUUUUAUACUAUAAAGUUGGCUAUCUAUGUGUA